ACUACUUCUGUCGGAACCGAAGAAAGACAAUUCUCUUUCUCUCUCUUAAUUCUUUCUCUCUCUACAAAGUCGUGUAUUAUUACCCUCGUGUCUGGAAAAAAAAAAAGGGAAGGAGAAAAAAAUGGCGGAUCAGCUCACCGACGAUCAGAUCUCCGAGUUCAAGGAGGCCUUCAGCUUGUUUGACAAGGAUGGAGACGGUUGUAUUACUACCAAGGAGCUUGGGACUGUCAUGAGAUCAUUGGGGCAGAAUCCAACUGAGGCUGAGCUCCAGGACAUGAUAAAUGAAGUGGAUGCUGAUGGUAAUGGAACAAUCGACUUUCCUGAGUUUCUAAAUCUCAUGGCCAGGAAGAUGAAGGAUACUGACUCUGAAGAGGAGCUGAAAGAGGCAUUCAGAGUUUUUGACAAGGAUCAGAAUGGAUUCAUUUCUGCUGCUGAGUUGCGCCACGUGAUGACAAACCUGGGGGAGAAGCUUACUGAUGAGGAAGUGGAUGAGAUGAUACGGGAGGCUGAUGUUGAUGGCGAUGGGCAGAUCAACUACGAGGAGUUUGUUAAGGUGAUGAUGGCCAAGUGAUGACCCCAUCCUGACCAAAAUGAAAAUGAGGAUGAACAAGGUUAACUAGUAUAAAGGAUUUCCUAGUUUAUUCAUCUGAUGGUCUUGUAAUCAAACCUUCCAAAGGGAUGUAAUACUGUGUUAUGUUGGUUGUGGUGGAAUUUUCUUACCCUGUUGUGACAUGUCUUUUCACUUGUGUAUUGGUGGUUUUAAUUUUUUUCUAGUUUCUUGUGAGCCUGAUCUACCUGGGAGAUUAUAAUGUUUCUCUGUUAGUGUUGAUGGAUGACACAUUUUAUUACUCUA
Cornus florida is the source of this 853-nucleotide messenger RNA. RefSeq names its product calmodulin-7. Bases 122 to 571 code for a protein of 149 amino acids. The transcript is spliced from 2 exons. The record is from RefSeq and is a predicted model, not a curated record. Gene Ontology annotation, molecular function: calcium ion binding; enzyme regulator activity. NCBI's taxonomy places the organism in Eukaryota, Viridiplantae, Streptophyta, Magnoliopsida, Cornales, Cornaceae.